Peronospora belbahrii is the source of this 1380-nucleotide messenger RNA. NCBI's taxonomy places the organism in Eukaryota, Oomycota, Peronosporomycetes, Peronosporales, Peronosporaceae. The record is from the annotation of a GenBank genome assembly.
AUGGAAGAAGUCUUUGAAGAACGUGCGUCUGCCAAGCGUUGUGCUUUUCCAGCCUGUGAGAAUUUAUUACUUCAGCUGACAGGAAAGUUUCGGGUAUCAUUGUCUCGUCAAGAGAUAUAUGACGCUAAUUAUGAACGACAAUUUUGUUCUCAGAAAGCUCGAGUUUUACUGUCCAGACUAGCUCAUAAACCUCCACAGCUCGUGCCGUCAUUGAUUGACGUAUUUGGUACAGAAACGCCCAAUCCUCGUGACUAUGAGGACGAUAUAAAGCCAUCUAGUAAUGCUGAGAGCCCAGUACUUGCUGAGAAACGAGAGCAAAUACCAAACGUUCGAUCCGUAUGGGCAAAGACACAGGAUCUGGGUAUUGUGGAAAGAAAGCACUCGACGGCAAAUCCAAUAGCUAUGGACGUUCCAGCAGCUCUGCAAGCCAUGAGUUCGCUCACGUUGAAGGAGAAUGAAGCACCUGCACCGCCAAACCGAAACUUUCCGACAGUUGAGCAUGCAAUGCUUAUUGAAGGCUACGUGUUUCCAGCACAUAAGCAGAAGCUGGCACGGAAAGUCGAGAAAAUUGUCAAGAAAAGCCAAGAAAAGGGAGAUGACGACGAUGAUAUCGUAGUGAGCGAUAGUGACGAGAGCGAUUUGGCCGCAAGUGACGUAUCUUCCGCUGGUAGCUUUGAGCUUUCAGAUUUUGAUGAUGAUGAAGUGGUGAAUCUGAAUGACUUGCCAUUGUUUAGCCAUCUUUGGGGAUUGUUUUCCAGUUGGAUUACUCACGAAACGACCCUGUUACUGGCAGGGCAGCUCCUACCUGCUAACAAAGAGGAAAAGGAUGACCAAGACAGUUUCGUUGGUGGGCCAGUCAAGGCCGAGGCUGAAGAUGCACGCCGUCGUGCACGUCAAAUUCGUUUAGAGAGGUGGAAUUCGCUCUCACUCAUGCUGCGGCGUUCAUUGCCUCAAGUAGCACUGAAGCUCAAACUUGCCAGCGACCGAUUCGCAAACUACCGUAUCGACACUAUUACAAAAACAUUCGCACUUCAUCACGCCAUCGAUACACGAAACACACACCAGUGGACCUGUGUCGCAACAAUCUUGAUGCUUGUAGCCUACAACAUCAAACUGAAUGAGCUCUUAGAAGGAGAGCGCAGCGACCAAGUCAAAGCACUGACGAAGCUGGACGUUUCGGAGCUUCAUCAGUUACUCCAUCUAUUUUAUGAUGUGCGAAGGGAUAGCGAUAUUGCUAUUGAUAUGGAUGUGGCUCCUGUACUGGAAGACGUGUUGAGUGCCAAGAACGCAGCAAAUGGAGAAACAGCCGACAAGUCUUCCUUGCCUUUUGUCGUAAGUGCCGUCGUGCGAAAAGCAAAUGUAUUUGCGAAACUCGAGUAA